AUGCAUAAGUAACCCAAACAAACCACUCCCAAAAAUGUAAUCAAAUAAACUCCCCUCAACACUUAAGAAAUACUCUAAAGAUUAAUGAAAAAAAAUUCUAAAUCGAAAUUACAAUUAAUAGAUAUAGCAGAUGAUACAAGGAUUGUUAAAAAUGAGAAAUACGUUUCUAAAUCACCUUGUUCAGGAUGGCAAAGCUUUAGAAAUUAAAGUUCUGAAAGAGCGAUUCAUAAAAUAAGGCAUUAAUCCAAUGAGGAUUUGUAAAAAACUCUUAAGAAACCAUGCCAUCUAAAUCAUGUAAGCUCAAUGAUUGGAUUUCAAUAAAAAGAUUUCAUUUAGAAUGCAAAUGCCUUUCUGAGAGAAAAGAAUCUUGAAAACAAACUUGAUACUUUGACCCAAUAGGUCUCGAAAUUAAGGGAAAAGUCGGAAUAAUUGGAAUUUUAGAAUAAAUUACUUUUUGACAAUUUAUAAAAGUAUAAAUGCGAAGGCAAUCAAGAAAGAAAUGCCUUGCUUGAAAGGCUGGAUCACAUGAUUGAAAUGCAAUAGAAACAGGAAGAGAAUCUCUAGCACAUUAAGACCUUAUUCGGUGACAAUUCCAGGAGAAUAAAGACCCAACAAUCCCAACCCAAGCAAAGGAGUUUUGGAAAAUCUGCCUAUAUGGGAUUCAAUGUGUGA
Molecule: messenger RNA, 672 nt
Organism: Paramecium tetraurelia
Lineage: Eukaryota; Ciliophora; Oligohymenophorea; Peniculida; Parameciidae
Exons: 2
Source: RefSeq, a predicted model, not a curated record